Messenger RNA from Hydractinia symbiolongicarpus, 2726 nucleotides. RefSeq lists its product as uncharacterized. Lineage: Eukaryota; Metazoa; Cnidaria; Hydrozoa; Anthoathecata; Hydractiniidae. Gene Ontology annotation, molecular function: ubiquitin-protein transferase activity. The record is from RefSeq and is a predicted model, not a curated record. The transcript is spliced from 2 exons. Bases 1213 to 2337 code for a protein of 374 amino acids.
GAAUUCCGAUAGCCGAAAUUACGAUGGCCCACAAGGGUCACAGUGCGAGAAUUUUUUAUACACUGCGCGAGAAUUCUAACUGCUGUGCACGAGAAUUUCGAAACUGUGCGCGAGAAUUUAUAUUUGUGUUAGAAAGUUUCUUAUGAAAAUCAAAUUUAUGCUAUUUUACAGACCUUGGUCUGAAGUUUAUCUGCAGUAUCCUGGAACCGAGGUUGAACUCCACCACAGCGCCUCCCAUACCAUUUAUGGAGGAUUUAUUUAGGUAUCUCGGGGUGAGAGCAAAGUUGUUCUGUUUGUUUUCCAAAUUCAAAAUGAAGAAGUCAGGAAAGAGGUGAAAGAAGAAAUUGAAAGAAGUAUUUUGUCAAAACAAGACCAAGACCAAGCUUGUAAUGGAGAAUCCAGUGAUAUCAAGAACGAACAGAAGAGACAUGGAAACAUCACUACCAGAUUAAACACUUUGUUGACAAAGAUAACCAAAAAAAGUGUUCGUGCUGCUGGCAAUGCUUCAACAAAUAAAAAGGAUAUUAGAAUCCAAGUAAGGUGGAUGAGAGAGGUUGGAGGAAAUUGGAUAAAUGUGAAACAAGCAGAGGGAGGAGGAAGCCGUUUCAUUGCUUUAAAUCAGGAGAAUCAAACUUUCAAACAUUUAUUGACCAAAAGUCUGGAUGUUUAUUUUGGUGUGUGUGGAAAGAACUGUUUCAAUGAAGACCGACUAGAAGUAAGUGACUGCAAAACUGGAAGAUGUUACCGGUACUACAGUCAACUUACGGGACAGUAUUCCAGAUUAUCUUAAAGAAAGGGGUUUGUUUCAAUCAAAAACAUGGUUUGUUUUGAGAACUAGUUUAAAUGAUAAUGGUCCAGAGCUUAAAAAUUAUUUUGAUUAUGAUUACAAUGUUGAUUGUAUGUCACUCUCUGAUUCUGAGCCUAUUACUGCUGCUGGUCCUGCUUUGAAAAGAAAAAAUUGUGACACAUGCUCGGGCACUUACUUCAGGUUUUACAUCAGAUGUAAGCAAGAUAAGGAGUUUGAACAGUCAUUGCAGAAAGAUAGUCAAAAGAAUUCAUUUGACUCUGAAGGUGGAUCAACAUCCGAAGAACCAUCCAAUGAAAAUAUUACUGACAGAUCUAUCGAAAAUUUGCGAGAACAACGUAUUAAAGCUUUAUCUAGUAAUUCACCAAAAUUAAACUUGGAGAAGGAAUGUUUUGUCAGCGAAGUUCAUGAAAAAAAGUAAAGUAACUUUUAAUAUCAGAAGAAGAUGUGUAUUUAAUGAUGUUAUGCAAAAAAUGGAGGUGUUUUUUUCAGAUGCUGAAUUGUCUCCUUUCAAGGUAGAAUUCACCAGUAUGGGUGGUAAGGAAGCUGGUGUAGACACAGGUGGUCCUACUCGUGAGUUAAUAUCGCUAUUUUAUCAAAGCACGAUUGGUAAACUUACAUAUGGCCUUCAAAAUAAUGAAUUUUUCAUCCAUGAUCUGCAAAAGUUAACAGAAGAUCAAUAUAUGUUUUUUGGAAAAUUUGUGUCAUUAUCUUUAUUACAUGGUUGCAAUCCACCAUACUUCAGUGCUGGUCUCAGUGGCUUUAUAGUGGGGCAUAAAGACUGUUUAUGUUGCAUUGAUGACAUACCCAGCAUUGACCUCAAAAUUAAACUUGAAAAUAUCAGAUAUUGUGAUAAAGAAGCAGAAUUUCAGUCUCAAGUUCAACGUUUCCAUGAACGAUUUGACUAUGGUUACAACAAACCAUGUCCGAAACUAGCAGACAAAACUGAUUUAUUGCAAAAGGUUGCUCACCACAUCAUAAUAUCUAUGCAAUUAGAGGAAAUUCAGCAAUUUUUAAAGGGACUUGAAGCUUUUGGUGUUCUUGAUCUGCUUAGAAAGCAUCCUUUGGAAGCCAUGAAGUUAUUCACUUACAACCAAGAUCUUGUUGAUCCUGAGGUUAUCAAGUCCUGUUUUGAUGUAACAUAUUCGAACGAAAGUGAUAAAGCUGCCCUAGAGGAAUAUAUUUUUUACAAUUGGAAAAACUUCCUCGAUGAAUUGGGUCACGGUAAGUCUAUCACUGUUAAAACUUUCACCGUAUCUGAUGUCGAGAAUGAAAAAACAGAAGAGAGUGCUAAAUCAGAGAAAAAACUUUCACUAGGCGAUGUUAUGAUGUUUCUCACAGGCUCUACUGUUGUACCUAAUAACGAAAAAAUCAAAGUUCUUUUUGAUCAUAUGACUAGAAAGGGAAGAAUCAGUGUUUCGACAUGUCAGUAUCAGCUCACUUUUCCGGUUGUACCAAGAUAUACUGGGUCAAAAUUUUCUAGAAACAUUACCGAAGAUAUUAUUAAUUCGCCGGGCUUUGGCAUUGUUUAAAAAUACUUGUUGUUUGAUAAGUAUAUUUUAUCAGUGGUAUUCUAUUGUUUUUUGAAUUAGCAUAUUUUUUAAAACAUCAUUCAGCUUCGCAAAUAUUGGCCACGACAAUGCUUGAAUUGUGUUUCUCAUAGCCGUUGACACGGGGGGGGGGUGUCUUUUGUUUUGUCUUCUGUUUUUGUUGUGUUUUAAUUCUGAAUGACACAGAUUUUCUUUCCUCUAUUUUGUUCUGUAUUUUAUUUUUAAUGAAGAUGAAUCAGUGCUUUUUAUCAUUGAUAAUGGACCAUUCUUCUAUUUUGUUUUUUAUUUUAACUUUUAAUACAGCUGUUUCAAAUGUAUUAAACAUUUUGUUUCAAGAUUGAAGAUUUCAAGAUUACAUCUGUAUUUUUCAA